CCCCCCGCACAGCCCCCCGCACAGCUCCGGCACAGCUUCUUAUACAGAUGGGGACUGGUGGGAAAGUGGUCAUCAGGUCAUUCUUUUCCGUCCUCUGCUCCAUGGGAGACAGGUGAACAGAGGUUCCCUGCUUUAGCAUGAUGUCUUCAUUUUUCCGCUAUGACUUUGAAGGAAUUUGGUGGACAGGUAAAUAUCUGGCUAAUUCAUUUCUCCUUCAGGGAUUAUCAGGGACUGUCUCAGAUGACACCAUCUGAAUCUGACUGCCAUAGUAAUAAUAAAAAUAAUCACCAUGCUGACUGACCCUGGCUCCACGUCAUUCAGAGCUGGCUGGAUACCCUAAGCGGGAGGCCCUGGGGUCAGAGGUCAGGACUGAUCUCCCCCACCACUGGAGACACCCCCCAGCACUGUUACUCCAGCAUGAGUAACUCUCUUCAGACACAGGACAGAGAGCUCAGCGGCACAGGAGAGCGGGUGUUACAGGAGAGCGGGUGUUACAGGAGAGCUCGCGUUACAGGAGAGCGGGUGUUACAGGAGAGCUCAGCGGCACAGGAGAGCGGGUGUUACAGGAGAGCUCAGCGGCACAGGAGAGCGGGUGUUACAGGAGAGCGGGUGUUACAGGAGAGCUCGCGUUACAGGAGAGCGGGUGUUACAGGAGAGCUCGCGUUACAGGAGAGCUCGCGUUACAGGAGAGCUUGCGUUACAGGAGAGCGGGUGUUACAGGAGAGCUCGCGUUACAGGAGAGCUCGCGUUACAGGAGAGCUCAGCGGCACAGGAGAGCUCAGCGGCACAGGAGAGCGGGUGUUACAGGAGAGCUCAGCGGCACAGGAGAGCGGGUGUUACAGGAGAGCUCAGCGGCACAGGAGAGCGGGUGUUACAGGAGAGCUCGCGUUACAGGAGAGCGGGUGUUACAGGAGAGCGGGUGUUACAGGAGAGCUCAGCGGCACAGGAGAGCGGGUGUUACAGGAGAGCUCAGCGGCACAGGAGAGCGGGUGUUACAGGAGAGCGGGUGUUACAGGAGAGCUCAGCGGCACAGGAGAGCGGGUGUUACAGGAGAGCUCGCAUUACAGGAGAGCUCGCGUUACAGGAGAGCGGGUGUUACAGGAGAGCGGGUGUUACAGGAGAGCUCGCGUUACAGGAGAGCUCGCGUUACAGGAGAGCUCGCGUUACAGGAGAGCUCGCGUUACAGGAGAGCUCAGCGGCACAGGAGAGCGGGUGUUACAGGAGAGCGGGUGUUACAGGAGAGCUCAGAGGCACAGGAGAGCGGGUGUUACAGGAGAGCUCGCGUUACAGGAGAGCUCGCGUUACAGGAGAGCGGCCGUUACAGGAGUGCUGGCAGCGGACAGCGUCACUGGUAGAUUAGGAUGGCACAUUAAAACAGAGUGGGGGAGGGCUUAAUGAGGACCCGUAUGACUCAGAUCCAGGCUCAUGUGACAGGGCAGGAUGUUUGUGUGCAGUGCAUUGUGGGAGUUUCCCUGGGGUUUCUCUGCCUCUGAAGGCUGCGAGACGCAGUCAGUGGAGAUAUAUGAUAGGGUCACUGCUGUGUGGAAAAGGCCAGCUAUUAAUAUCCCCGCAGGAACCCCCCCCCCCAACAACACUGCAGGGUCCUGCUCCGGCACCAGGCCUGCAGGCCCCAUAAUCUGCCCAUUAACUCACGCUGUACUGGCUGAGAUACCUGAAAACAAACACCAGUAACCGUGCUGGGUUUAUUUUUAGUGUGUAAAUGUCAUUACACCUUCGAGCCCAGUGUUCCAGCAUGUGUUUUCCCUCUGCAUAUGCUGUUGUGCUCAUUCAUGUCAAAAGGACGGAGGACUGAUCUCCCAGCUAGACGACGAUUCCAAGGUGACGAUAAUUAACCUACAAUCCUCAUAAAAGGGAGCAAUCACACAGUCAAACAGAACAGACAGUGCUGCACUCACCUCUGCAGACAGAACUAAUAAAUAAGCUAAAAAAUUAAAAGACAGCAGGCUGAUAAAAACAAAUGACUCACUGCUACUCCUGAAAUGGCCCCAUUACAUCAUUAGGUUGCAGUGUAUGGAAAAAACGGUCUGUUUACAGGCUGCUGCCGUGCCACAGGCCCUGCCCUCUGAGAGGCAGAAACUCACUGUCAACCCAAAGCAACCAAAAGAGCCAAACUCUGUGUCACUGGGACAGCCUGGUCCUCCCAGCCACCCCACCCAUCAGCACAAUGAAGCACUCAGAGCCGGUUAGGCCUGCCUUAGAGUCACACAGUCAGAGUGC
Megalops cyprinoides (Indo-Pacific tarpon) is the source of this 2238-nucleotide messenger RNA. RefSeq lists its product as uncharacterized. The record is from RefSeq and is a predicted model, not a curated record. The transcript is spliced from 2 exons. Bases 418 to 1395 code for a protein of 325 amino acids. Lineage: Eukaryota; Metazoa; Chordata; Actinopteri; Elopiformes; Megalopidae.